Molecule: messenger RNA, 1457 nt
Organism: Anopheles stephensi (Asian malaria mosquito)
Lineage: Eukaryota; Metazoa; Arthropoda; Insecta; Diptera; Culicidae
Gene: Pbp49
Product: snRNA-activating protein complex subunit 3
Exons: 2
Coding region: 266-1426 (386 amino acids)
Biological process (GO): snRNA transcription by RNA polymerase III; snRNA transcription by RNA polymerase II
Cellular component (GO): snRNA-activating protein complex
Molecular function (GO): bent DNA binding; RNA polymerase II cis-regulatory region sequence-specific DNA binding; core promoter sequence-specific DNA binding
Source: RefSeq, a predicted model, not a curated record
AACAAAAAUUUUACUUAUUUCUUGCAAAUGAGAAUUUGUUGUAAAAGCUAGACUAAACCGACUUGUCUCACUAUGAUUAAUUUCUUUGUUUUUUUUUGUUUGUCUCCUAACGGAAUGUAAACAAUUUCAUGUUGCGAGUUUGACAGCUGUUUGUUAUUGUUCAAGUGCACCAAAGAAUAGAUAAAUGGCCGGUUCCAAUGGAUCUUCUAUACGUUCGUACGUUGUGGCACAUCUAAUAAUGCCUGUAUAGUAUUGUCGAAUAGCGAUGGAAAACAUUUACCUACCAAGAACGGAGCAGGUGAUAUCCGUGUGGGAAGCAUUGGCCGAGUUUCAGAAAGAGCUGUAUCCGGCCGGAAUGAAUAAGAUCGUUGAGUCCGACCAUGACAUAAUGGAAACGAUGGGCCUCGGUGGUAACAAUGCCGAGUUUGAUAAGCUGCUCGAAUCGGUUGAUGUGGGCCAGCUAUCCAGUGCGAAGGACAUACCGGUGAAACCGUUUCAACCUCACCGGAUCACCUGCAAGCAAAAGAUGGCUGAGAUGCCACCGAAAGCGGCACGAUUCAAGUGUGUGCAGCAGGCAUUCAGUAGAGCGAAGGAUCAACGGAACAUUGACGUAAAGCUGCGGUACAACCAUCACAAAUAUAUGGAGCGAAGGCAGGAUCCGGAAUCGGUUAAGGAUUUGGUGCCAUUUCAGGAGAUGCUGUUAAUAAUCCGGUUCUACGAACCAUUCAAAUACAAACCAGGACGACGCAUUGGGCAUCCAAAGUUCCAUCAAGAGUUUUACGUACUUAGUUCGCAGUACUUAACCGAGCUGAAGGACAAAAUAUUUUGCCACUGUGAUUCGGGACCUUUCUACGAAAUCAGCGAAAAUAGGACGGCAGAAACAACGGAAACGAUACCAAAGUCAGGAUUCUUCUUCAUCCACGAUACGUUCUACAACGACUUCCGGGACGAUGCGAAUCACGACUAUUCGGCGGUGAUACAGAAAUGGGCCGAACGGCAGACGUUGAUCGGAGAGCUGAAGACCAGACGGAUGGAAGAGACACGAUUUGGAGAUUUAAAAUUUCGUUUAGGCUAUCCACAGCUGUACCAACAUCAAGGAAACUGUGAACAUUUAUUCAUAGUGAGUGAAUGCAGGCUGUUGGCAACGUCCGACAUUCUUACGAGGGAUCGAUACCCAAUGCUUAACUCGUACGGAAUUGGGCGAGAUGUUCCCUGCAACGUGUGUAGCCUGUGUCAGGCACAAUACAUCGUGCAGAACAGCAAUCGACACAUUUUCGACCCUGCGUACAUCUGUGAAAAUUGCCUAGAUUCGUACCAUUACGAUGAGAACGGGCAGAAGAUAGGCGAAUUCGAUCUGUACAAGUUCUCUCUCAUGAUGGUUCUUAAGAACGAGGAAUCAGAAAGCGAAGCAUCAACAUCACAAUAAAGCUGUACAGGAAGUUUAGUUUAACAGUUUA